CAUGGAUAUUGGAUAUUGAAUAUUGCUGUUGGAAGGUCACGUGACCACUAUUCUAGAAUCUUCGACCGAAGUUACACGAAGAACUGCAUAAUGCUGGUCACUGCAACUUGUUUGCGUCGUAGUCAUCAUGUCUUGAAGUUGGCUAGUCAGAUGCACAAUUCGACACCUUUCGUUAAACCAUCUUUAUCGAAACAAAUUGUUCGAUCUUUCCGAAUAUUCCCGGUGGUCAAUAAUUCAGUGCGCAGACGUGCAGGACGCAUCAAUCUAAAAGCAGAGUCUGAAGAUUCACUCACUAUUGAUAAAAAUCGAGCUUUAAUUGGUGCAGCUGCUGCAGUCGGUAUUGGAGGCCUUUGUAUUUAUGGUUUGACUGCAAAAGAUGGUUCGGUUUCGGCGUUUGAUCGAUCAGUUGCAUGGCCAGAUUACGUUAGACAGCGUAUUCGAGCAACGUAUGGUUACUUACUGGGUAGUGCUGCAAUAACAGCUGGCUCUACACUUGCCUUUUUCCAGUCUCCGGCUAUGUGCCGUUUAAUGCUGAGUGGUGGAUGGCUCGCUCCUAUUGGAAUGGCAAUACUAAGUAUGGGUGCAGGAGUUGUAUACCAGUCAAUUUCUUACCCAGAGUCUGGUUUAGGUGCUAAACACUUGGCAUGGGUCGUAUAUUCUGUUAGUUUGGGUGGAAUGUUGAUGCCUAUCUGUCUAGUUGGUGGACCAAUUCUUACUCAAGCGGCUUUGUACACUGGAGGUAUAGUGGGUGGUCUUUCAUUGGUUGCGGCGACAGCACCAUCAGACCGUUUCCUCAAGUGGGGAGGUCCUUUAGCUAUCGGCUUAGGCGUGGUUGUUGUGUCAUCAGUUGGUUCCAUGUUCCUAUCACCUGUCAGUCGUUUGGGAUCUGGUCUGGCGUCUAUCAGUCUCUAUGGUGGUCUCCUUCUCUUCUCUGGAUUUCUGUUAUACGACACACAACAUGUGAUUAAACGUGCAGAGACACAUCCACCUCCAAAUUUCUAUUCCCCUGCUCUGUCUCAUCAAACGCGUUUUCAACACCCAGAAACUUUGAAACCAUUCGAUCCAAUCAAUAAUUCCAUUCGAAUUCUUCUGGAUGCUGUGAACAUUUUCGUUCGUAUGGUCGUAAUAUUAUCAGGCGGUGGACAGCGUAGAAAAUGAACACCAUCGCAGAUAUAUUCACCAGAUAUGAUUUCAUAACUUUAUUCUUUUGAAAUGUAGAAAACUGGUCGCAUCCAUAUUGUUUGCGUUUAUUGCAAGUGUGUAUCACAACACGUAAUAUAAUAAGUUCCGUUCCAAUUUUACUUGUUUGAAAUUAUUGAUCUGAGUGUAUAAGGGACGUCUGUUAUUUGCUAUUGCCUUUUUCGAACUAUAAAGCAAGUUAUGUUUGAGAUAGCUUACCCUUGUCAUUCGUUUACCGAUUCCCUUUUCAAAUAAUUCCAGUUUUCUGUAAGAAUUACAGUAACUCAGGUCUUUGCG
Trichobilharzia szidati is the source of this 1476-nucleotide messenger RNA. Lineage: Eukaryota; Metazoa; Platyhelminthes; Trematoda; Strigeidida; Schistosomatidae. The record is from the annotation of a GenBank genome assembly.